GCUUAAUAAAAUAUAUUACGUAUUAAUGUUUAAUUUGUGUUUUCACGUCAUUAAUAAUAAUAAGUAGAAUCUUCCCUCAAUAACAUUCUACAAACGUAAAAUACGUCACGUAAGAAACCCAACCGGUAAUUUACGUGUAUUAUACAUGUAUAAAACUAAGUAUAAUACGUUAAGUAUUUUACGUGCCCUUCCCUGGUUAUCACACUUUUAUAGUGUUCAAUCGGAAGUUGUCUCAUCGGAUGUCAAUAAAGAGAAGACAAAAAUUUUCUAAAGAUGGCGAUGUGGAUUCUGUUUUUUUCAGUCAAGUGAUUAUUCGGAAAGUUUUGUUUAUACGAAAAGGGGAAUAAUGAUGAAAUGACGAGACAAAAAUGAAACGUACCAACGACGUUUAUUUGUUUCAAAUCUUAAAUAUUUUUCCUGAAAACAUCAUAAUAACAUGAGAAAAUAAUAGUUUCAUUUCAGGAUAAUAUUUAAUUACUUAAAAAUAAUUAUUCAAUCAUGCCGGCCGAUUUGAGAUUUGAAGACAUGUCAAUUUUGAAAAAUGACAACGUGAGGAUUCGCGACCUGGAAAGUGUAAUUAAUAAGAUAAAAACAAUUCGCGAUGAUGGUCCAACGAAAUUGCAAAUGGUCACAGAUUUUGAUCGAACAAUCACCAAACAACAUGUCAACGGACAACAUAUUCUUAGCAGUUUCGGUAUCUUCUUUGAAAGCUCUCAAAUUUCCGAGAAGAUGAAAGAAGAAAAGCAGCGAUUAUUUGACAAAUAUCGACCAAUCGAACUAGAUCAUGACUUGGAGCUUGAAAAGAAAAUCGAGGCGAUGGAAUCAUGGAUGACUGAAACGGAUGAUUUUUUGAGAGGAGUUAAUUACGAUCCUUGUGAGAUUGAAGAAGUUGUGAAGAUUCAUGGCACUGAUGUUCGUGACAGAACGAAAGAAUUGAUUGACAGGUUGAACGCUGCUAAGGUACCGGUACUUGUCUUUAGCGCUGGACUUGGUGAUGUCGUUGAGGCCAUUUUGAAGCUCCAUGAUGUCUUUCUAAAUAAUGUUAAAGUGGUGUCCAACUUUCUGAAUUACAAAGACGGAAAUAUUAAUGGAUUCAAAAACGAUCAACUGAUUCAUGUUUUUAAUAAAAAUGAAAAUGUUAUUACUGACAAGGAGUACUACAAUUCUCUUAAAGGGAGGAAGAAUGUUGUGCUCAUGGGAGAUAUGACUGGAGAUGCAACAAUGGCCAAUGGAGCUGAAGGUGUUGAGACUAUUUUAAAAAUUGGUUUUCUUUAUGAACAAGUUGAAAGUUCGCUUCCGUCAUUUUUGGAUACUUUUGACAUUGUUCUUAUUGAUAAUCAAUCAAUGGAUAUUGUGAUUGAUAUACUCAGGCCAAUUAUUUAAAGAAUUAUGUUUGAUUAAUUAUAAAAACUCAGGUUUACUCAUUUUAAAAGUUUUUUUCUUUAAUAAUUAAGAAGAAGAAUAACACCUUCUUUAUAAUUGCUCGUAAAAAUGCUGAUUGACAAUAUUUUUUAAUUAAUUUCUAGAAAUAAUUU
Cotesia glomerata is the source of this 1535-nucleotide messenger RNA. RefSeq names its product 7-methylguanosine phosphate-specific 5'-nucleotidase-like. NCBI's taxonomy places the organism in Eukaryota, Metazoa, Arthropoda, Insecta, Hymenoptera, Braconidae. Gene Ontology annotation, molecular function: magnesium ion binding; 5'-nucleotidase activity. Gene Ontology annotation, cellular component: cytoplasm. The coding region runs from base 499 to 1383 and encodes 294 amino acids. The transcript has 6 exons. The record is from RefSeq and is a predicted model, not a curated record.